Molecule: messenger RNA, 1743 nt
Organism: Hippocampus comes (tiger tail seahorse)
Lineage: Eukaryota; Metazoa; Chordata; Actinopteri; Syngnathiformes; Syngnathidae
Gene: eed
Product: embryonic ectoderm development
Exons: 12
Coding region: 37-1368 (443 amino acids)
Molecular function (GO): protein binding
Source: RefSeq, a predicted model, not a curated record
GAGGCCGCUGGACGGAAAAGGCGGAGUUACAUCAACAUGAGGGAAAAUAAGAACAUGUCUGAGUCCCUGUCUCAAGCGGGAAAAGAAGUAGCGCUCAAGAAACAUAAGCUCAGCAGUGAUGAGAACAGUAACCCAGAUUUGUCAGGGGACGAGAACGAUGAUGCUGUCAGUGUUGAAAGUGGCACCAAUGCUGAACGCCCUGACACGCCCACCAACACCUCCAACGCCCCAGGCAGGAAGAGUUGGGGCAAAGGCAAAUGGAAGUCCAAAAAGUGCAGAUACUCAUUCAAGUGCGUCAACAGCUUGCGGGAAGACCAUGGCCAGCCUCUUUUCGGAGUCCAAUUCAACUGGCACAGUAAGGAGGGAGACCCGCUGGUGUUUGCCACAGUUGGGAGCAACAGGCUCACUCUUUAUGAAUGUCACUCUCAAGGAGAAAUCCGACUCUUGCAGUCUUAUGUGGACGCUGAUGCAGACGAAAACUUCUACACGUGUGCCUGGACCUAUGACACCAACACCAGUCACCCUCUUUUGGCUGUUGCCGGCUCACGGGGAAUCAUCCGAAUUAUCAACCACAUCACAAUGCAGUGCAUCAAGCAUUAUGUCGGUCAUGGAAAUGCGAUUAAUGAGCUGAAGUUUCAUCCGAGGGACCCAAAUCUUCUCCUGUCAGUCAGCAAAGAUCAUGCCCUUCGUCUGUGGAACAUACAAACGGACACAUUAGUGGCCAUAUUUGGUGGAGUGGAAGGUCAUCGAGAUGAAGUCCUAAGUGCUGACUUUGACCUCCUGGGUGAAAAAAUAAUGUCAUGUGGGAUGGACCACUCCCUUAAACUUUGGCGAAUUAACUCAGAGAGAAUGCAGAAGGCCAUCCGUGGAUCCUAUGAAUACAACGCCUCCAAGACCAACAGGCCUUUUGUGUCACAGAAAAUUCACUUUCCCGACUUCUCUACACGAGACAUCCACAGAAAUUAUGUGGAUUGCGUGCGGUGGCUUGGCGACCUCAUUCUUUCGAAGUCGUGCGAAAAUGCCAUUGUGUGCUGGAAACCAGGAAAAAUGGAGGACGACAUCGAUCGCAUCAAGCCAAACGAAUCAAAUGUUACCAUUCUUGGACGCUUUGAUUACAGCCAGUGUGACAUCUGGUACAUGCGCUUCUCCAUGGAUUUCUGGCAGAAGAUGUUGGCCUUAGGAAACCAGGUGGGUAAGCUCUACGUUUGGGACCUGGAAGUGGAGGAUCCGCACAAAGCCAAGUCCACCACGCUCACCCUCCCCAAAUGCACGUCGGCCAUCCGUCAAACCAGCUUCAGCCGCGACAGCAGCAUUUUGAUUGCUGUGUGCGACGACGCCUCCAUUUGGCGCUGGGACCGGCAACGCUGAACACUUACCACCCGAGUGGACUGCUCCUUUUUAUUAUUUACUUUUCUGCAGUAUUUUGUUUUUCUUUUUUUAUAUACUAUAAACUCUAAACAUUUUCUUACAUUCCUCUGUGAUGUUUUAAAGCUCCCCAUUUUACUCAUAACAUGGUCAAAACAAGUAGGGUUUGGUGCAGUCCGAGUGUUCAAAUGUUUAUUUUAUCAUUUCUCGUUUACUGGAUCACCAUGAUUGAAUAAUUGGAGGAAUCAACCGUUAUUCAAGUAAAAGCCUUUUCAUUAUGUAGUUAUCAUAAUUAUUGAUAAGAAUUAUUUUCCUCUGUAGAGUUCUUGGAUUUGAGUGUGCUUUAUUUGGUCUUGAAUAAACCUAUUUUUAUACACA